AUGGCACUGUGGCUGAGGCAGACCCUGGCUUCCAGCACUUUGCAGGAGCUGUGUGACACUCUGUCCUCCAAGCCUGACAUUCUGGACAAGUUCCUAGCAGAGUUUGCUACCUUGCACCGGAACCAGUGGUGCAACCCUCCCAGAGAAGGCACCCGCACCUCUCACAGAGCUUCAUCCCUGGGGCAGGUUGACUUGGAGGAGUUGGGUGAGGAGCCCAACGUCUGGAGCAAUCAGGGAAAUCCCGAUGUGAUGACGGCCUUUCUGAUGCUGGAAGUCCUCCUUGGGCUGUCAGAGAGAAUGGAGAUGGGAAAAAAAAUUGAAGCCUUCCUGCCAAGCAUGAUGAAGAUACUGGAAGUUGGCAGUGAAGAUGAGAAGCUGAAGAUAAUUGAGGUCUUUCGAAAUGUCCUGAGUCAGCUGAAGAAGUCAAAGGCCAGCUCCAUUGCUGUGGCGCUGGUGGGGAAGAUCCUGCCCCUCUUUGACUCGGAGAGCGUGCGGCUGCGAGAGCUCUCCCUCUGGCUCCUCAGAGACCUGGUGAGGUCUGUGGCGAGGAGGGAUGAGAAGAAGAUGAGGAAGCAGGUGCAGAGUGCCCUGAUCCCACUGCUCUUCCGUGUGAAUGACCAGGUCCCCAGUGUGGCCAAGGCAUCCAGGGAAGCCCUUUUUGCUGCUGCAGAGCUUCUCAAAUGGAAGCAGCUCAAGCACCUGCUGCAGAAAGAGCGGAUGUGGGAGCUUGCAGAAUGCUUGGUGGUUGCUGAGCAUCCAGAUGCUUCAAGUGAGGAGAUUGAAGAGCUGCUCGAAUGA
Molecule: messenger RNA, 798 nt
Organism: Zonotrichia albicollis (white-throated sparrow)
Lineage: Eukaryota; Metazoa; Chordata; Aves; Passeriformes; Passerellidae
Source: RefSeq, a predicted model, not a curated record